Molecule: messenger RNA, 1553 nt
Organism: Solea senegalensis (Senegalese sole)
Lineage: Eukaryota; Metazoa; Chordata; Actinopteri; Pleuronectiformes; Soleidae
Exons: 12
Coding region: 146-1366 (406 amino acids)
Cellular component (GO): precatalytic spliceosome
Molecular function (GO): double-stranded RNA binding; single-stranded RNA binding
Source: RefSeq, a predicted model, not a curated record
CUCAUAUUUUACAAUCACUUUCAUUUGUAGAGACCGUGCUUACAGUGUUGUUCGUUCUUUCAUCCUGUUUUGAACCGUUCUUGUACUUUGAGCUCCGAAGACCUUGUAGGUUCAUCGGAAUAUACCUUGUGGCUAAUCUGAGGAGAUGGAGGCCCAGGAUUCGAUGACACAGGUUCAGCCUCACAGACAGGGGCCACCGCAGGCUCAGCGGAGGAAGAGAAAGCAGCGGCAGCAUUCUGCUGAUAUAGUGUUCAUGAAAGGGACAUCUGUCCAGACCUUGCCCACUCUCAGCAAACAGCUGAUGAGUGUCAAAGAUGCCAUCAUUGGUCUUCAUUAUGUGUGGGAGUACCGAAGCCCCAGUAAAUCUGUCCCGCCACACUACCAGUGCAAACUCUGUGCUGUGUCCCGCGUGCAGCAUGAUAUGAUUGCACAUGUGAGAGGCUGGAAACACAGCUUCAAAUACCUGCAAAAAGCCCACCCUGAGAAGAUCACCUGUGAAGAGGCAGAGGCCACUAAAGACCCUGGUGAAAGGAAGAAAGUUAAAGAGGCUGCUGCUGAGGUGGAGCAAAUUGAGGGAAGGGGACAACUCAGGGUGAUCCUUAAAGAGCCUUGUGAAGUACCUGCGUUCAAAGGAUUUCGUUCUGCAAUCCCUAAAGUUAAGCCUCCACCACGUCCAGCAAUGGGUCCAAAAGCACCACCCUUCCGUUCCAGGAUUUUUGACUCACAAUUUACAGGGGAGUGUCCUCCUCCAGGUGGUCCUCUCUCUGACUACUCAGCAGUAGAAUAUGGGGAGCCUGGUUUUGGAGGGUACUCAAACAGGGAAGAUUUCCAUGACUCUGAUAUGGAUCUGAGGCAUUUUCCAAAUGGUAUGAGCAAUCACCCCACUCAGAGUGGAGAUGAUUUUGGACGAGGUGGUGAAAGACAUGGCUAUGGAAGGGGUGGACUGAUGGAGGAGAACCCCAGCAGAAUGUAUCCUGAUGAAUACCACAGUUUUGAAAUUGGGAGCAGUCCAAUGUCUAGAAUGGACAGACCAAUGGAGGAGCCACUGCAAAAGCCAGGCUUAAUGGGAGCGGCCCCAGAAAUCCAAACCCCUCCAAAUACACUGCUCAAUUACCUGGAUACCUUCCGUAUAGAGAAUGAGAGUGAUGCUCAACUGGUGCUGAAGGUGACACAGAAACUAACAGAUAUACUGAUGGAGUACAGACUGAGGAGCGUUUCAACGGGUUCUAGUUUGAGCAGCUUCACCAUGAACUCCACAAGUUUCUCCACCACAUCUUCCAGAUUGUCAGACAGUAGUGACCAAUACUCAAAUCGCCUAUCAGGUCCAUCCAGGUAUUCUGGACUUCAAUCCAGGUAUUUCAAAUGAUCAGAAGAUGUGACGUCAGAAUCUUCAAGUCGGUCCCAUGUGUGCAUCAUGACAUCCAAGAGUUGAUACUUUGAUUUUAUGUUUUUUACUUGUGUACAUUGUAUACAAAAUGCUCAUAUCUUCUUCAGCUUUAACUUUUUUUGUUAAUUCCUCAAGGUCCUGUUCUAUUAAACAUUGGAAAAUGCUG